Penaeus monodon (black tiger shrimp) is the source of this 1792-nucleotide messenger RNA. Its product is annotated as early nodulin-75-like. The record is from RefSeq and is a predicted model, not a curated record. Lineage: Eukaryota; Metazoa; Arthropoda; Malacostraca; Decapoda; Penaeidae. Gene Ontology annotation, biological process: positive regulation of transcription by RNA polymerase II. Gene Ontology annotation, cellular component: RNA polymerase II transcription regulator complex. The transcript has 2 exons. Gene Ontology annotation, molecular function: transcription coactivator activity. The coding region runs from base 11 to 1594 and encodes 527 amino acids.
GACAUCGACCAUGAAGGUCUCCCUCCUCGUCGUCGCGUUCGCCUCCGUGGCCGCCGCAGCCCGCCUCCGCCCCCAGCCCGCCUCGGCGCCCACGAGUCUCUACGUCCGCACCCAACAGGAGGAAAACCCCUCCUACUCGACCUCCUACUCCGUGGCCAACGAUGACACGCACGACCACAAGGUAGUUGAAGAGUCCCUGAUGGAUUCCGUGACGAGGGGUUCCUACCAGUACCUGAGACCCGACGGUGUCCUGCAGGUGGUGAGGUACGUGGUCACCAAGGACGGCGGGUACCAGGCGGAGGUGGAGGAACUUCCGGGCCCUGGGUUUGCCAACGAACAGAAGGCGCCGACUCAGUCCUACUCGGCUCCAGAAGUCAAGGUGGAGCGACCAACUCAGUCCUACUCGGCUCCAGAAAUCAAGGUGGAACAGCCAACUCAGUCCUACUCAGCCCCAGAAAUCAAGGUGGAACAACCAACUCAGUCCUACUCAGCCCCAGAAAUCAAGGUGGAGCAACCAACGCAGUCAUACGGAGUUCCUGAUUUAGAAGAGCCAUCUCAGUCUUAUUUGGUUCCAGAAACAAAGGCAGAAGAACCAACUUUGUCAUACAUUGCUCCGGAAAUCAAGAUAGAGGAGCCAACUCUGACAUACAUUGCUCCUGAAGAACCAGUGCAAACUUAUAUCGUUCCAGAAAUCAAGAUAGAAGAACCAACUCUGACAUAUAUUGCUCCAGAAGAGCCAGCAGAGAUUUACAUCGCUCCUGAAGAACCAACACAGUCCUACAUUGCUCCAGAAAUCAAGAUAGAGGAGCUAACACAGACCUACAUCGCUCCUGAAGAACCUGUACAGUUAUACGUCGUUCCAGACACGAAAGAAGAGCCAAUCGUCCAGCUCUACGAAGCCCCAGAAGAGACCCCGAUCCUGGUCUAUGAGGCCCCAGAGGAGAUCCCAACCCUGGUCUACGGAGCCCCAGAAGAGAACCCUACCCUGGUCUACGAAGCCCCAGAGGAGAACCCUACCCUGGUCUAUGGAGUCCCAGAAGAGAACCCUACCCUGGUCUACGAAGCCCCAGAGAUCAAGCUCGAGGAACCCGCCUCCCUGUACGAAAUCCCGAGCGAGACGGAGGCCCCGGCCCUGGCUUACCAAACCCCGGACAUCAGCACGAUUCCUCUCUCCAGCCCCGUCUUCGGAGUCUUCGAUGUCUCGGAAGAAACGCACGUCGAACACGCUCAUGACCACGAAGCAGGACAUGCUGCUGCUCAUGAUCAUGGCCACGAACAUGAACAUAGCCACGAACAUGAUCACAGCCACGCUCAAGCCCACGCCCACUCUCAAGGCUACACUCACGCCCAUGCCCCAGCAGUUUCGGCCCCUGCUCCCCAGCGCCCGAUCCCCGUCCCCUUCGCCUUCCCCGUCGCUCCGCUCGGCCUGCACUUCCCCGCUCCCCCGAGUCGCCCCGCUCACCCCGUCCUCCGUCAGCCGCCAGUGCGAAAGCCUUCAGGAUUCUCCAUUCCCUUCUUCAAUAGGUUCAAGCUCCCUUUCCUGCAGGGAUUCAAGCUCCCUUCCUAUAAGGCAUUUAAACUCCCCUUCCAGUAAAAGUUUCGAAUUCCUUUGUUCGUAGAUUUCCUCAGCCCAGUCUCCAGGUCGAGAUCUGAGUGCCUUAUAAUGCUCCGUAACUUCAUGUUAAUUUAUGUUAUUUAAUUCUGAAGUUAAUGCGUUGUUUGUACACUAUUUAUGUGUGUUUUAUAUAGAGUCUAUGUAUUUUUUUCAAAUAAAUAUAUGCUAAUAACAAAA